Messenger RNA from Trifolium pratense (red clover), 3045 nucleotides. Its product is annotated as interactor of constitutive active ROPs 2, chloroplastic-like. Lineage: Eukaryota; Viridiplantae; Streptophyta; Magnoliopsida; Fabales; Fabaceae. Bases 1106 to 2878 code for a protein of 590 amino acids. The record is from RefSeq and is a predicted model, not a curated record. The transcript is spliced from 4 exons.
UUUGGUCUAAGACUGCAUGUCUGCAUCUAAAUCUUCUCUUUUGCGUUUAUGCUGCAAAAUUAAACUUGAGAGUUUCUCUCUGUUUUCUUUUUUUUUGUCUUGGAACAUGAAGAUCUAUGAAAUUAUGAUUAUCAAUAAAUUAUAGUGAUUAGUGUUUUCUUGACUCCAUGAUGAUAUCAAGUUAGUUAGUUAGUUGAUGACUUGCAUUUUAGUUUUAGUGCGGCUAGGACUAGGAGGAUGUUGACAAGGUUAUCAUUGUUGUUUGUUGCUGGUCCACAAAGUGUGUAGUAAGUGUUAGUGGAGUUGGUUUCUAUGGAGUUUCUUUGAAGGAAGGGAUUAUAUGCGAUUACUAUUGCAGGAAGUGUGGGUCAGGGGCUUUAAACAAUAGGAAGUUUGCUUUUCUAUCACCAAGAUAUUAAAUCAUGCAGACACAAAAAGGAAGGUAACGUUGUCCUAUUUCACACUUUUGCACCAUUCUAUUAUUAUUUUUCUUUCCUGUCUUGAGGCAAGUUAUAGAAUUUGGAUUGCAUUUAGUAAACAAUCUUACACAUUCACCCCGGUACAAGAUUUUGGUUGUUGGAUCGACAUGAGACGGUCAUGAUUCAAGAUCAUAUUUUAGAUUUUAAAAUUUCAAAAUCUUCUUGAAUGUUUAGGAUUGCUGACUGCACAAAAUCCGAAUUCAAAAUUCUAUGGCAUAAUUAAGGGAUGUAUUGCUCUUAUUUUUUAUCCGGUAGGUUUGGUUGUAUAAAUUAGGCUAUAAUUUAUAAGGCUUGUUCCUUUGCAAAAAACAAAAAAUGUGAAAAUUUAAUUUGAGCCUAUUUAUUUUAAUGGAAUUGAUUUAAUUACAGAACUCCUUUUUUUUUUUUUUUUUUUGACAAAAGAUUACUUAACUCAUGGUAAGUCAAAUUUCAAUAAAUAUAUUCAGUAUUCAAACAAUUAUAAAUAACAUUGGGAUCUACUAAAUGAGGGAUGAAUGCUACCUUUGGUCUAUUAGAUACCUGGAAGUUUGCAAAGAGUUUCUUUCAAAUGAACUCUUCAAUUGACCAAUACCUUACUAUGAUAUACUAUAGAAAAUUUUCUAUCUGCAUUCAACUAUUAUUUAACCAUGUUGAUUGAAAUAUGGUUGGCUGUAAGCAGAAAUGGUACUUCAGGAGUGCCUCGAAAGAAAUCUCCUUCAAAUCCCCGGACUGCUCGCAAAAUGAAGACAUCGGGAUCUGAUUCUAACUCAGUCUCAUCGUCUCCAAAUCCGGCAAGUAAGACUCCAAAAGAUAGGAGCCCAAAUGUCAAGCCAACACAAAGUCCAAUAUCUGAGAAGAGCGGAACAAAUAGGGUCCAGGAAUUGGAGUCUCGGCUAUCUCAACUCGAAGAAGAUCUAAAGAAAGCUAAGGAACAACUUAACUCAUCUGAGUCAUUGAAGAUAAAAGUUCAGAAGGAGGCUGAAGAUGCAAAGAAUAAGCUUUUAUCCAUGUCAAGACAGUUGGAGGAAUCGCAGCAACAGCUUCUGGAACUAUCUAAUUCCGAAGACGGACGAAUUCAAGAACUGCGUAAAAUUUCUCAAGACCGAGAUAGAGAAUGGAAGUCUGAACUAGAGGCUGUCCGGAAACAGCAUUCAAUGGACUUAUCUGCUUUAGCGUCUGCCAUGAAUGACAUCCAGAAACUGAAAAUGCAACUUGAAAGAGCACGUAAAUCCGAAGCUACUCAGAUUGACAAUGCUGAGUCAGCCGAAGCUGAGAUACAAGAUUUGAGGGUGGAGCUUGAUGAAACACUCUCUUUAAUUGCUAAGCUUAAAAAUGAGGUGAGCCAUUGUAAAAAAUCUGAAUCACAGGCUUUGGAAAUUGUUGCCAAAACCCAAAUGCAAUUGGAAACUUCAAAUAAGAUGGUGGAAUCGCUCCAAUUAGAAGGUAUGAAUGCAUCACAAGCUUACCGAAACUCAACUUUAGAGUUGGAGAACUCAAGGUCUCAAGUAAAAUCAUUGGAAGAACUUGUGAGCAAACUUCAGGGUGAUUUGGUCAGUGAAGCCGGUUUAUCUCCUCGCUUACCUGCAGUGGAAGUUGUAGAAAGUGAGGAGAUAAACCGGCUCAAAGCCGAGCUUGUCUCGGUCAAAGCUGAAGCAGGGAAGUUAAAAUCCGCAUUGGAUGUUGCCGAGGUAAGUUAUCAGGACGAGUACAUCCGAAGCACAAUGCAGAUUCGAAGUGCCUUUGAACAACUGGAGAACACGAAAUCAGAAUCUAUUCAAAGACAGGCUGAAUUAUAUGAGGAAUUGAAGAAAGCUAAAGCCGAUAUUGAAGAGUUAAGGGGGCGCCUGAUGAACAAAGAGUCCCAGUUGCAAGAUGAUGAUGUAGCUGAGUUGAAGGCAAGAUUAUAUGACAGAGAGACCAAACUACAAAAUGUAACUGAAGAGAACAAUACACUUAAUAAGAUGGAAAUAAAGAAAGAGGAGUUAGAGAAGAAUAAAAUCACCGAUGAGGCUAUUGCUUCCGCCGAGGCAGCAAGGGCCGCAAAUCAGGAGGCUUUGACAAAACUCGGCUACAUAAACAAAGAAGUUGAUGAAAGUAACAGAAAGAUAGCACGAGUAACUGAGGAGUUAGAUGCUGCGCAGGCAUCAAAUUCGGAGUUAGAGGCUGAAUUAAGGAGAUUGAAAGUGCAGUCAGAUCAGUGGAGGAAAGCAGCUGAAGCUGCUGCUGCGAUGAUAUCGUCAGGAAACAAUGGAAAAAUUGUGGAGCGAACUGGUUUAAUCGAAAGUGGCUACAACAAUUCUAUUCCUGGUAACAAGAUGAGUUCACCUUAUUCAGAAGACACUGAUGAUGACUCACCUAAGAAGAAAAAUACAACAAUGUUGAAGAAGAUUGGAGUAUUGUGGAAGAAGAAUCAUCAAUAGAUAGAUAGAUAUAUCAUAUAUGCAAGGUUGUGUAUGUAUCUAUGUAUAAUAUGCUUCAUUACAUACUUUUGUUAGUUACAUUGUUAAGUAAAUGUUCUAAUCCAUGUUUCAUUGUACUUGUUUGCUUUCUAUUAUUAUGUAUGUGUUUGGUUUUGCGAUGGACAUAA